AUGCAGAGAAUUCUCAGAACAACGUCAAAUCCAAGUUUAUGGGCUCUGAUGGGCGCACCGAUGCUGGAGGCGGAGGGGUUGCUGCUAUCACAUCUUCCAGCACAGGAGUCUGAUCGGGGCCUGGAGUUCCCGACAAUCCUGGAAAGUGAGAUGGAGAAGAGCAUCAAUGGUGAGGCGGCGACGCCGGCGAUGCAAGGGUGUUCAAACAGCGAGGCGACUAAAAGGAGCGAUCCCAGCGACGAUGGUGACUUCAAUAGCCCCGACAAAUGCUGCGACGACGAGGCGUAUCAAGGAAGCAAUGGUGAUGGUGGCCAAGUCACUAGGCGGCCACGGCAGCGGCUGAAACUCUCAUCUGGUCCUCCUCUGUGUUCACUGUCCCUUCUACAGCUUGAACAGAAGAUCCUUCCCUGA
Molecule: messenger RNA, 411 nt
Organism: Paracoccidioides brasiliensis Pb18
Exons: 2
Coding region: 1-411 (136 amino acids)
Source: RefSeq, a predicted model, not a curated record